Molecule: messenger RNA, 3035 nt
Organism: Lolium rigidum
Lineage: Eukaryota; Viridiplantae; Streptophyta; Magnoliopsida; Poales; Poaceae
Product: disease resistance protein Pik-2-like
Exons: 3
Coding region: 1-2910 (969 amino acids)
Biological process (GO): defense response to other organism
Molecular function (GO): ADP binding
Source: RefSeq, a predicted model, not a curated record
AUGGAAGCCACGGCGGUGAGCUUGGCGAGGUCCGUCUUGGACGGCGUGCUGAGCAGCGCUGGCAACGCCGUUGCCGACGAGGUCGCGCGUCUCCUUGGCGUGCCGAGGGAGGUGGAGUUCAUCCGCAACGAGCUGGAGAUGAUGCAAUCCUUCCUGAGGGUGGCCUCGGCGCGCCCUGACGCAGCGGCGCGCAACGACACGGUGCGAACAUGGGUGAAGCAGGUCCGCGACCUAGCUUACGACGUCGAGGACUGCCUCUUCGACUUCGCUCUCUACUCCACCACAGCCGCUUCCUCCUGGUCGAGGUGGCUCCCGGAUUCCCUCGCCGCGCGCCACAGCAUCGCCCAGCGGAUCCGUGACCUCAAGCACAGCGUAGAGGAGCUCAACAAGCGCAACCUGCGCUACCACGUCAUCGCUGACCCGCGGCCGGGCGCCGCCGACGCGGACGUGGUCCAGAUCCAGCUCCCCCCUUACCACGACGUGCUGUCGGCCACCGAGCUGGCGUUCCAGGAGUGGGAGAUCAUCGGGCGGAGUAGUGAGAAAGAAAAGCUGGUCAAGGAACUCAUGUCCGGCGGAGACGGCAGUGCGCUGGCCGUGGUGUCGGUGUGGGGGAUGGGCGGCAUGGGCAAGUCGUCGCUGGUGAGCAUGGCGCGCACCGACCCGGAGCUCCUCGACGCCUACGACUGCAGCGCAUGGGUGACUGUGCCGCACCCGCUCGACAACACCGACGAGUUCAUGCGGCGGCUGAGGAAGCAGCUCGGGCUCGGAGCGGCGGCGCACGACGAAGACGACGACGACGACGACAUCAAGGAGCACCUCAAAGAAAAGCGCUACUUGAUCGUAGUCGAUGACCUGCUAAAGAGGGAUGAGUGGGAUCAGGUACGGCCCAAACUGUUUAAUUUUCAGAACGCCAAGGGAAGCCGUGUCAUCGUCACCACGCGGCGGAAGGACGUCGCCCUGUACUGCGCCGGGGAGGUGCACGACCAUGUCUACGAGCUCAAGCCACUUGGGGAUAAGGAGUCCAGGAAUCUCCUAUGCAAGAAGGUCUACAAAACAACUAAGUGUAGUUUGCCUGUCGAACUGGAGGAGGAAACAAAAUGUAUUUUAGAGAGAUGUCGGGGCCUUCCUCUUGCCAUAUCGACAAUAGGAGGUCUUCUAGCCAACAGGCCCAAGACAAGCAUGGAAUGGAUGAAGCUGCACGAACACUUCGGAGCAGAGCUGGAGUCUGAUCUCCGAAACAUCACAAAUGUGAUUGUCUCAAGUUAUGAUGGCUUGCCGUAUCACUUGAAAUCAAUCUUCUUGUAUCUCUGUAUCUUCCCUCAAAAUUGUGAUAUCAGAUGCAAUCGCUUGUUGAGGCGCUGGAUGGCAGAGGGCUACAUAGCAAAGAACCGCGAUAUGCCAGUGGAGGAAGUAGCAGAGCGUUUCUACAAUGAGCUUAUGAAUAGAAGCAUGAUCCAACCUUCUAAGAAGAAGAAGAUUAUACCUAGCUUCGGAGUUGGUCAUAGUACGAUUCAUAGCAUGCUGCUGCAGAUCAUCCUGCCCAAGGCCAUUGAGGAAAACCAACUAUUUCUCAUCGAGAAGCAAUGCAAUGGGGUUCCACAAAGCAAGAUACGCCACUUGGUAGUGUCCAGAUGGAACAAGGAGAAGAAGCUAGAAAAUAUAAACCUGUCCUACAUUCGAUCACUGACGGUUUUUGGUGACUGCCCUGUUUCUCUCAUCUCUCCUAAAAUGCGGUUGUUGCGUGUGCUGGACCUAGAAGACACGACCGAUGUGAAGAAUGAAGACCUUAGGCACAUAGGAAAUCUUCAUCACCUAAGGUAUCUUUCUUUGAGAGGAAAAAAUAUUUCGAAGCUUCCAUCUUCGUUGCAAAACCUCCGGUACCUAGAAACACUAGACAUCCAAGGCACAAAAGUGACACAACUCCCUCCUGGAAUUGUAGAACUUGAGAAGCUACGCUAUAUACUAGCUGGUGUCAAGUUCUCGAAAGAUCUACUGCAGAAGGUGGAACAAGCAGAGAUGGAUAACCAGAAGACCACUCAGAUGGGAAACAUGGCAGCCUUUGUGUGCUGCAACCGUAGUGAGAUUUCCAACAAGUACCAACUGAGUGUAAAGGCCCCCAAAGGUAUCGAGAAGCUAAGAAACUUGCAUAUGUUGGGUGCAUUGAAUAUUGGUCGGCUCCAUGGUGUGGCAAGGAGGCUCGAGCACCUUACGGACCUGCAAAGGCUAGGAGUAACAGUCAUGGGUCUAUCUGAGAAAGGAAGUCAGGAGCUAUGCCACUCAAUAGGGAAGCUCGGUCGAUUGCAAAGGCUUGAAGUGCGAUCUCAUUCCCUUCGGUUUCUUGCAAAAAUGGAUGAAUCAACAACACCAAAGCAUCUAGCUUCAUUGAAGCUACUAGGAAAUCUAUGCUUGUUGCCCAAAUGGAUCGCUUCGCUCAAUGAUCUGACCAAGGUGAGGCUGCUAGGGACAAAGCUGGAGCAAGGACAAGUUGAUAUCCUAGGGAACUUGCGCAGUCUUGCUUUCCUUGGUUUGUGGGAGAAAUCCUACAUAGGGGAGUCAUUGUGUUUCUAUACAAGUAAAUUCCCAAAGCUCAAAUUCCUUGACAUUGACGGGCUACAAAAGAUUAAAAUGAUCGAAAUCAAGGUACACGCGAUGCCUGAGCUUGAGCAACUUUGGGUGCAAAACUGCAGAGCACUGAGUGACAGUGUUGAUGCCUUGUCUGGAGUGCCACAUCUGGUGAACUUGAAUGAGCUUCUUGUCAUGCAGUGCGGUGAGAAGGAAAAACUUAUAGAGACAUUGCAAUGGCAGAUCAGUCAAUGGCAGGUUAGUCUGCACAAGAAACGUCCCAAGUUCUUCAUAGGCAAGAUUAUUCUCCCUGCAAGCUCACAGCCAAGCACGGCAGCCGGGCAAUGAGAACUGAAGGCUUUUCAUGAUUGUUUAAGUUAUUUUCUGUCAAAUUUAUGUACAUUAUCGGUUUGUUUUGUUUCAUCUUGACCUAGAACUCCAAAGAGUGGUAAAUAACAUUCCAGUAAAUUAAG